GGAGGCGGGGUGGGUCUGGCCGGGAAGGGGCCGAGGCCCUGGAGCGUGAGCGGAGAAGGGUGACCCGGACUCGGAAUACCAUAAACGACCCGUCAAGCGUGGCAGCUCGUCAGGGCCGCUGUCAAAGUCAGUCCGCCCAUCAACCCCCAGACAAGCCAGCCUCCUAUCCACCAAAACAGGCUGUGUAAGAAGUCCAGCUACUGUCGACUGAAUUUUGAAAAAGAUACACUCGUGUCAUUUUUUGUGUCCUCCUUCUGCUAUGCACACAGUAGGUGUCCAGUAAUUUAUGUAAUUAUCCGAGAGUCAAUUGCAGGGGAUGGAAUAGAAUGUUGAUGAUUGAGAAAAAAAUAGAGGGUAAAGCCCUGGUGUGUGACGCCUCCAUUUCCGUACGAAUUAUGUGUUGACCGCUUGUUGGAUGCGUGGGAAGGUGCUUGAGCCUCAACAGCAAGUGGAAGUGAGUUCAAAGAAAGAUACCCCAUGGCCUAGCAAGUGGGUUAUGAGCAGCGUUCGGAGAACUAUACUGUGUGAUGUUUUCGCUAAUUUUCUUCUCAGCCAGGAUCUGGUGAUUUUGAAGAGAAGCUUGACCAACCAAGAUGAAAAUCCCUGCUUCCUUUACCUAAAGUGUGGCCCUGAUGAAGGUGAAGAAAUUGCUUCUAUUGGCAUUUUAAGUUCAGCAAGAAAUAUGGAAGUGUACUUUGGGAAGGAUUACUGUGGAACCAGUAGGGGCAAGAAUGUUUGUACUGUUCUGGAUGACAGCGAACAUGAAAAGAUUAUCUUGUACAAAAAAUAUCUAAAAUUGGAGCCCUCCAGACAUGCUUGUAAAAUAAAGUUGCUCUCCUUUGGCGAAAGGCAGUGUGUGUUCAUCAGUAAAGUUGUGGUACACAUGAGAUCAGUUUUGGCAAGUUCUUCAACAAGUUCUCCUGCUCUAGGAUCAAGGAUAGACCUUCACAAGGUCCAAACCAUGAUGGAGUCCAUGGGGUCAAAGUUAUCUCCUGGAGCUCAGCAGUUGAUGGAUAUGGUUAGGUUUCAGCAGCAGAAUUGUAGUCCCAUUGGAGAGCAGCUUCAUUCGGUGUUGGCCAAUACUGGAUACAAGCAUAUGAUUGGACUACAACCCUCAGCUACCUUAGGAACCUUAGACAAGUCAUCCUCCACACCUUUUCCUUUUAGAACUGGAUUGACAUCUGGGAACAUGACUGAAAACUUACAAACUUACAUUGAAAAAAGUACACAGCUACCUGGUGGAGAAAAUUCUACAAAGCUUGAUGAGUGUAAAAUUGUGCCUCAAAACCAUUCCCCUCUUGAAAAUGAUCUUAAAAAUGCAAUGUCUUGUUUCUUACCAAAGAAAGCAAGUGACAACUCAAAUAUACCUAACUCUGAGUUGCUGCCUUUUCUCCAGAAUUUAUGUAGUCAAGUUAACCAUCUCCGUGUGGGAAAUAAGACCGAAUGUCGGGAAAACUUCACCAAGCAUGGUGAACACAUUCUUGGUGUUGGGAUGGAAGAUCAACCUGUUUUUUCCUACUUGGAAAAGAUUCUUUCUAAAAAUAUGGAACUGAUGGAAAAGAAACUUAUGGAUUACAUUGAUCAGCGAAUAUAUAAACUCCAGGAACACAUUGAUGAUAAGAUUGCUUUGUUAAUGGACUUGCUGCAAAAUCCCAACUCUCCGCCCACUGGGAUGCCUCUAAGACAUUAUGACUCUGGAGAAAGACUUUCAAAUGGAGAAAGAUAAGCACUCAACAUAAAACAGUGUACUGCAGAUAUUUAUUACAUAUUUAUUACAAUGCCAAAACCCAAAAAUAUUUAAGAAAAGCAAGUAUUUAAUGUCCUUUUAGAGAUCAUUGUCUUAUAUAAAGUGACCUCAGUUUUCAUUUUUAUUACACUUGUUAUUUUAAAUCCAGUAUUGUACACUGAGUUAAUAUGAUACAAAUUACUUUUGCUCAUGAUAUUUUUCAGUCUUACAGAAAUUUAUGUAUACUUGUGUUUAAAAUGCUUGAGGAUUUCUAAUAUAGUUCAUUAGUUUGUAUUGUAUGUGUGUUUAAGUAUAAAUUUUAUUUACGCAAAUAUUUUAUAGUCUUAGAAAUAUGAAAAAUGAUCCUUAGAGUAUUUGAUUUUUUUUUCUUUUUCUAAUUAUCUUGGGAAAUUGGAUACUUCAGACUAGGAGCCUUUAAUUCAGAUUAUUAAUUUACAUUUUGUAUUGUUUAUCUGAGAUAAUAAAUAAGGUAUGAUAUUUGGGAUGUGUAAAAUUAGCUCACUCUGGGCCUGUUAAUACUAUUUGUUUCAUUACAGAGUUGCUCUGGGUAGGAGAGUAAACAUCAGAGCCAGCCUAGUCCUUGUUAGGAUUAGUACUUUGGAUUUAAUGUUUCCUGUAAAACAGGUGCAGUCAUCUUGUUUGACCUCAGUAACCCCAGACAGUAUAAGAAAACCUCUUCUUUUGAGCUGAUACAGGUUUUCUCCCCAGAAUUCUUUUCUGGCAUGUUUAUUGUGUGAAAUACUGAGGCUCCGCAUGGAAGGAUGAAUACAUAUGAGUCAAGAGAUUGCAAUUCUCUCUGGUAGACUUAGUUUUCAGAUUUUAUAACUAUUGUAUAUGUGUUGAAAGGUGAUAUAUUCGCAUAUAAAAAUAAAUAUACCUGUUCUGGAAACUACUUGUCUUUAGUUAGUAGAACUGUUUUAUUUUCAACUAAUCUUUGCUUCAAAUGUUUUAUCUUUUAGAAAAAGGAUAUCUCAUACUCCUUUAAUGUUUUGGCAUAUUUGUUCUUUAAAAGUGUUAACUGAUGUAAUGCCUGCAUGACAUAGUUGAAUUUCUACCCUGCCCUAACUCUGCGUAUCUUUAAGAAACAGAAUGCCUGUGAAAAAAGUUCCCUUUGUAACCAGACCAGUGGAGACUGAUAACAAGUAGGAUACCUGACCAGAUGACUUGAAAAAGACCUCAGCCUUAUUAUAAUCUUAUUUCUGUGCUAAAUGACACUCCCACUAGUGCCAUGACAGUUGACAGUCGCCAUGACAAUGACCAGAAGAAGCCAUGAAAAGACAAAAAGAAAGGCAGCACUCUCGUUUUAGGAAGCUUGCUGCCCAUUUCUGAAAAAUACAUGAAUAUUCCUCCCUUUGCUUUAAUAUGCAACAGCUUUAUUAGAUAAAUUAUAUUUUAACACCCUCAAUCCUCAUUAGUUGAGAAGCUGAUUUGCGAGCCAUGCUCCAGCUUCUCAAUUCUGUGGCCAUUGAAUAAAACCUGCACUGUUUGUCACUCA
Messenger RNA from Sapajus apella (tufted capuchin), 3242 nucleotides. It is a transcript of the gene CUNH10orf88, whose product is annotated as chromosome unknown C10orf88 homolog. The transcript has 5 exons. The record is from RefSeq and is a predicted model, not a curated record. Bases 416 to 1726 code for a protein of 436 amino acids. NCBI's taxonomy places the organism in Eukaryota, Metazoa, Chordata, Mammalia, Primates, Cebidae.